AUGUCAAGCGCCGAGGGACCUCGCGAUGAUCGACCUCGCAUCAGAAUACUAGUAGAGGGGAGCGCUCUAGCUUCCAAUAAUAGCACAAAUAAGAAUUGGGGUAAACCAAGUAUUAACGAAGUAUUAUUAUUUAUAGCUUUAGCUACCCAGUCAGUAGCAGAUGAAGUUCAACUUUUAAGUGACAGGAAGACUAUUUUGGAGCACAAGCUGCGCUAUUCACAUUCUCAAUAUCAAUCUUUAGCGGAUAAAUAUGCACCCUCAGACCCUGAAAUAGCCAGUACUUUAGCAAAGCUUCAACUUCCUCCAGAUUCACAAAUCACUAUUCCUGAUCGCGGGGGAUUUGUUCCUUUGCCACUUCGUAAACAACCAACUUCAAAGCAACAAACUGCAGUUGCAAUAAGGGACGGGAGAAGGGCAGCGCAGCGUCUUGCGGCUGUAUCUGGAAAGUCUGCCGGAUCUACAACUAGUAAAAGUAUAUCCGGUGGAAGUAGUAAUAUGAGAUUAUCCGCACGCCGAACCUCCUUAUCAACUGUUCUCGAACAAGAUUUUACUGUGCCUGGAAAGAAGAGUUCAUUGUUGUGUCCAUUUGUAACUAUGCCUGACGGAACGAAACCCAUGAAGAACCCAAAUGCUCAGGAUACCAGCACUGGUGAAUCCGAUCAACCUUUGACUCCCGUCGAUACCCAAGACCCCACCCCCCACCACUCCUCAGAUCCUAUAUGUGCGCAAAUGUACGCCGAGACAAUGUCAUCUCAGCCCCCGUCAGCAACAGGCCCUGGAGCUCAAUGUCCAAUUCGUUAUCUUAAUCAACAUUCACCUGAAGAGAUAGCACGAUACUUUGAAACACACAAACACGAAGUACCCCGCAGUCAUGAGGUUUGCGUCAAGCGAUACCAGCGAAACGAGGAUGAUGUGAGGAUGAUAGAUGCGAAAUAUGGAAACCUAGUGAGCAUGAUUCAAGGCCUCGGCCAAAAGCAUCAGCCAAUGUUACCCACAAAGGAAGAGCAAGAAGCGUGCGAGGUCGAGCGUGCGUCCAACGAAAGAGUGGAAAACUGGGCAAAUAACGUCAGCGUUGACGGGGAUGAAUCAUUGCAGGAAACUAAAUCUACUCCUGCAGACGACAGAGAGAGUCGUUUUGACAGGCCAAUGAAAGAGGUCAGGGUUGGCGAAUCUCCAAGCCGACCAUGGGGCAUUUCUGUUCCAAUCUAUGAUCAACCGUCCGACCAUAGACCUGUAUCUCCACCACCAGCGCCUGUAUCUGUUCCCUUGGACAGCUAUUCAAAGCCUCCAGGAAAGUGUCCAUUUGGACAUACUGCGGAAUCGAAUGCGGAACCAAAAUCAACACGAGAAGUGCCUACCACUCCAGCUGAAGCAGACAGGCCAGCAGCUUGUCCUUUUGGCCAAGGUCAAAAGGCUAAGGACGAAACCCCCUCCACGCACUACAACGCACCGCCUGUAUUUCACGACCGGCCGGCCUUCAUCCAACCCGAGCAACUUCAAAGGCAUGGUAAUGGACCUAAGAUGGUUUUUACAGGGCCGGUAUUCAUAGGAUAUCCGAUUGAGCAAGCAAUGGCGUUUAUGAGGCAGUAUCAGGCACAGAAUACAGAAUGA
Molecule: messenger RNA, 1611 nt
Organism: Sclerotinia sclerotiorum 1980 UF-70
Lineage: Eukaryota; Fungi; Ascomycota; Leotiomycetes; Helotiales; Sclerotiniaceae
Exons: 4
Coding region: 1-1611 (536 amino acids)
Source: RefSeq, a predicted model, not a curated record